Molecule: messenger RNA, 15286 nt
Organism: Coregonus sp. 'balchen'
Lineage: Eukaryota; Metazoa; Chordata; Actinopteri; Salmoniformes; Salmonidae
Source: the annotation of a GenBank genome assembly
AUGGAGAAGAUGAAGAGGUUUAAGCGGCGUCUGUCCCUGACUCUGCGCUCCAGCCACACCAUAGACGAGUCUCUGUCUGAACUGGCCGAACAGAUGACCAUCGAGGACGGCGGCAACAAGGACAACGGUCAGUAGGUGUGUGUGUGUGUGAGUGAGUAUUAUAGAUUGUAUUAGUAAACAAACAGAGCGCACACACACUCCAGAGCUCUGUGCCAGUCCCAGUGAUUAGAGACUGAUAAUGUUACUAUUUUGAAGUGAGUCUUGACUGAAUGCCAGUAGAGAAGGAUACAGCCAGCCAGUGGACACACAUUAGGGCCCUUUGGUCGCCCCGAGGAUACAGUUGAAAUGUUUGAUGUAGCUGGCAGCCAACAGUAUCCUUUCUUGCCUUCUGAAGUGAUUUUAAUAUGAUGGCUAAUGAGAGUUUGGUGUGCCAAUGGCCUGAGGGAGACCGAGAGAACGGGUGAGAGACACAUAGAGGAAGAAAGAGAGGGAAAUUGACACACAGUGAAAGCGAGAGAGAGCAGCAGUGUGAAUGAUCGUGUCCUAGAGAGGAGCUCUAUGUCCUUAUGUAACAACAGAAGCAGCCUGGUGGGAUGAAACACCUACUGGGGCACACACACACAACGCAGGGAGACGGCAGGUGAUGCUGCCACAAUGUUUGUGGAAAAGACAUCACACAGAGAAGGAAAACACUCACACAUAAACAGACGUUUUUAGCUAUUGAAGUAUGAAGCUAAAAUCCUCUGACCUACUUUAGGUUGCAUAAGUGUUCUUUUCUACCCUUUUUAUAUAAAACAUAACGAAACAAGGAAGCACUCUGUUUACUGAAUUCUGCUCAACAGAAGACAGAACCGUAUAUGAACUACUUGUACAAAUGACUGAUUGAUUGAUUGGUAGAUUGCGUGAUGAAUCGGAUAGAUGGAUCGAUAGAUGGGCUAAUUGAUUGACAUAUUGGCUAAUUGAUUGACAUAUUGUUUCUCCUUGCAGAGCCGAUCGUGCGUAAUGGGCGACCACCCUCCUCCCACAGCAUGCACUCGUUCCUGCACCAGUACACUGGCUCCUUCAAGAAGCCCCCCCUCCGCAGGCCACACAGUGUCAUCGGAGGAAGCCUGGGAUCCUUCAUGACCUUCCCCAGCAAUGGCAGCCGCCUCGGUGAGUUACACAGAGAGAGAAACAAACACACACAGACUCAGAGAUGCAUGUAUACACUAACGGCACACAUGCUUGCACACACACACUCAUACAGUGGGGAAAAAGUAUUUAGUCAGCCACCAAUUGUGCAAGUUCUCCCACUUAAAAAGAUGAGAGAGGCCUGUAAUUUUCAUCAUAGGUACACGUCAACUAUGACAGACAAAAUGAGAAAAGAAAAUCCAGAAAAUCACAUUGUAGGAUUUUUUAUGAAUUUAUUUGCAAAUUAUGGUGGAAAAUAAGUAUUUGGUCAAUAACAAAAGUUUCUCAAUUCUUUGUUAUAUACCCUUUGUUGGCAAUUACACAGGUCAAACAUUUUCUGUAAGUCUUCACAAGGUUUUCACACACUGUUGCUGGUAUUUUGGCCCAUUCCUCCAUGCAGAUCUCCUCUAGAGCACUGAUGUUUUGGGGCUGUCGCUGGGCAACACGGACUUUCAACUCCCUCCAAAGAUUUUCUAUGGGGUUGAGAUCUGGAGACUGGCUAGGCCACUCCAGGACCUUGAAAUGCUUCUUACGAAGCCACUCCUUAGUUGCCCGGGCGGUGUGUUUGGGAUCAUUGUCAUGCUGAAAGACCCAACCACGUUUCAUCUUCAAUGCCCUUGCUGAUGGAAAGAGGUUUUCACUCAAAAUCUCACGAUACAUGGCCCCAUUCAUUCUUUCCUUUACACGGAUGAGUCGUCCUGGUCCCUUUGCAGAAAAACAGCCCCAAAGCAUGAUGUUUCCACCCCCAUGCUUCACAGUAGAUAUGGUGUUCUUUGGAUGCAACUCAGCAUUCUUUGUCCUCCAAACACGACGAGUUGAGUUUUUACCAAAAAGUUCUAUUUUGGUUUCAUCUGACCAUAUUACAUUCUCCCAAUCCUCUUCUGGAUCAUCCAAAUGCACUCUAGCAAACUUCAGACGGGCCUGAACAUGUACUGGCUUAAGCAGGGGGACACGUCUGGCACUGCAGGAUUUGAGUCCCUGGCGGCGUAGUGUGUUACUGAUGGUAGGCUUUGUUACUUUGGUCCCAGCUCUCUGCAGGUCAUUCACUAGGUCCCCCCGUGUGGUUCUGGGAUUUUGUGAUCAUUUUGACCCCACGGGGUGAGAUCUUGCGUGGAGUCCCAGAUCGAGGGAGAUUAUCAGUGGUCUUGUAUGUCUUCCAUUUCCUAAUAAUUGCUCCCACAGUUGAUUUCUUCAAACCAAGCUGCUUACCUAUUGCAGAUUCAGUCUUCCCAGCCUGGUGCAGGUCUACAAUUUUGUUUCUGGUGUCCUUUGACAGCUCUUUGGUCUUGGCCAUAGUGGAGUUUGGAGUGUGACUGUUUGAGGUUGUGGACAGGUGUCUUUUAUACUGAUAACAAGUUCAAACAGGUGCCAUUAAUACAGGUAACGAGUGGAGGACAGAGGAGCCUCUUAAAGAAGAAGUUACAGGUCUGUGAGAGCCAGAAAUCUUGCUUGUUUGUAGGUGACCAAAUACUUAUUUUCCACCAUCAUUUGCAAAUAAAGUCAUUAAAAAUCCUACAAUGUGAUUUUUGUGAUUUUGUUUUUCUCAAUUUGUCUGUCAUAGUUGACGUGUACCUAUGAUGAAAAUUACAGGUCUCUCUCAUCUUUUUAAGUGGGAGAACUUGCACAAUUGGUGGCUGACUAAAUACUUUUUUCCCCCACUGUAUGCACGCACACACACUCAUUCAAAGAUGCAGGCAUUUUCACUAAUGACACACCCACUAGCAGCACCACUAUAAGCAGCCUGUUCUCGUUCAUGGCCAUGCCACCCGGUCGCCACCCAGCUGCCAGGGUGAGUUGCCGUGGAGACAGGCAUUCUCGCACCAGGAAGUGACUGAGAAAGAGCAGAUGGCGACAGGGGACAAACAGGAAGUGUGUCAUAGACCCUGAGUGUUCCGUCCUGACACGGUCAUGGUGUGACAUUUCAUCCCACACAACACCAGACUCGUCUGUCUCUCCAUCUUUAUCUCUAACCUUCCUCUCAAUAAAAGUAUUGUUGUAUGAGUCAACCUUUCUCAUUCUACACUGUGUGUUUGUGCAGGUUUAUAUUUGCUUCUAAAAGUUAGAUGUUUGUGUGCGUAUGUGAUUCAUACAUUUGUGUGUAUCUGAGGACAAACGUCUCCCCUGCAUGUUCUCUGAGCCAUCACCAUGACGAUAGCUGUUCCUUGCUGUUCUCUGGUCUCCAGGGUGAGCCAACUAUUAUGGUCUGCGGUCUUGUCGAUAAGUUUUGAUUAAGCGCUUCUCCUCAGACUGAACUCUGUCCCAGUUAGAGUUACAUUUGGUUUGGGGAUAUUGGGGGGAACAGACAACCAGGCAAGUCUAUCUGGGACAAGAUGGAACUAGAUUAGAACACACUGUCACACUAUGUUAUAUGCCUGUUUAGCUCAAAGAACAGAGUGGGAGAGAAGAAAUAGGGCCAAAGAGAGGGAAGAGAGUAGAGUUGGAAAGAACAGAGGGGUAUUUGGUAGACAGAGAAUAAGAUAGACGGAUAGAGAGAGAAGCAGAAAGGAGGGAGAGGGAGGUGAAGAUGACAGUAGUACAGUGUGCUGGAUGAUAUGAUGACAGGCUGCAGGGUUGGAGGUGUUGACACAAUGAUGACAGAGAGAAUAUGUGCCAGCACACUCAGAUACAGCUACUCAUUAACACUGUGUGUUUGUGUGAAUGCAUGUACAGUGCUAUGAAAAAGUAUUUGCCCCCUUUCUAAUUUUCUCUACUUUUUCAUAUUUGUGAUACUGAAUGUUAUCAGAUCUUCAACCAAAACCUAAUAUUAGAUAAAGGGAACAUAAGUGAACAAAUAACACAACAAUUACAUAUUUAUUUAAUAAACAAUGUUAUGCAAAACCCAAUUCCCCUGUGUGAAAAAGAAAUUGCCCCCUUACACUCAAUAACUGGUUGUGCCACCUUAAGCUGCAAUGACUCCAACCAAAUGCUUCCUGUAGUUGUUGAUCAGUCUCUCACGUCGCUGUGGAGGAAUUUUGGCCCACUCUUCCAUGCAGAACUGCUUUAACUUUGUGUGUGUUCGUUAGUUCACCCCCCCCACUACGCACCGUGAUCUAGACCAGAGGCUGUAGUUUUAGUUUUAUGACUCUGGAGGAAGCAGUUGGUUAAAUUGUUUAAUCUUUGGCCUGUGGGGUGAGAGGGGGAAGGGGUGAGAGAAGGGGAGAGGGAGAGAGAGACUGCAGGAUGAUUAAAGAAGGGAACUUGAGAGAGGUUGUAGGGUCGGGACCAGGCCAUAAACUGUAACUGUUGACAGAAUGAGAGAGAGCACUCCUUCUGUCUCUAACUAAUUCUCUCCCAUUCUUACUAAAAACAGCAGACUAGUGACUCAAUUUGACACAAGCUAUAGCAAUUCCUUGCCAUGUUUAUCUCAUAGAAGAUCAUGAGUGUCAUUUGCCAGACAAAAUGUUGAAAUUGAGCAUGUUCAGCUUCUAAACUCUAACUCUUCCUCCCUCUUUCUCCUCUUCCACUCUUCCUCCCAAGACAUCGUCCAUGAGAACCUGAAGAUGGGCUCAGACGGGGAGAGUGACCAGGCGUCUGGGACGUCGUCAGACGAGGUGCAGUCGCCCAGCGGGGUGUGUCUGAGGAAUAGAGUGCAACGACGCAUCUCCAUGGAGGUACACAAACACACACUCUUCACUCUAUGACGGAGUACUCCCCAACCCCCACCACCAAUCCCUGUCUCUCGAUAAAGGAACUACACCUCUCCCUGCUCCCCAUCUCUGUCCUCUUCUCUUUCUCUACGAGGCUUUCACUGUCUGACUCUGAAUACUGAUAUGAAUCCUGUUGCCCAAGGACCAGAGAGAGGAGGAGGGUAGAGAGAUGGAGGGAAAGAGCGGGGGAGAGAUGUGGAGGGAAAGGGAGUUAUGGAGGUAGUGGGAUAGAUAAAGGAAGAAAGAGGGAUGGAGGAAGAGGAGGGUUGAUGGCAGGCAGGGUGGAAAGUAUGAGCUGGUUCAGGCCACUAACAGUUAAACAGACUGGCUGACUGACUAAUGGAAUGUUGUCAUGCGACAGUAAUCUGUGACACGCUUGGCCUCUGACUGUUGAGAUUCCAGACGAUCCCCCGCCACAUAGCUGGUCAACAAUCCUGAGAGGAACCUCGGACAGGGAGUGGGAUGGAGACAGGGAGAGAGACUGCUCCACUUAGCUCAGCAAGAACCUGGGAUUUAAAGAGGGACUGCCUUUAAAAAGUAAGGAAUCCCUUUGAAAACGUACUGAUGUGGCAUCAGUAUGAGUCAGAAACAGUUAUUCUAGUGUCAAAAUUUACUACAAAGUGUAAAAAGGAUCAUUCUGGUCAUAAAGUCAGUCUCGUCCAAAACGGAGUUUGGAACAUCUGUGCGUCACAACGGGUAAAUGGAGGUUGAGUUUUAAUUUGAAGAUGAGCAUUUGACCACUAACAUGGGGUGAACAGCUGCGGUGAUUGCUCUCUAUCCAAUACCACAGACAGUGAGACAGACCUGCCCAGCAGCUCCACACAUUGGUUAGAUGUAAAAUUGCACAAUUAAAACAUCCUCCGCAGCAACUUUAAUUACAGAUUUCUUGAGUUAUCUUAGAUUCAUUCUGGAGAUUUUGAGGAAGUGAAAUAGGCUUCCUCGUCUACAGUGUCUCAUGGGGGACAAACAUCUCCAAUACUGAUCUCUUGUUUUUCUAAUGAGCGACAGAAAAACACAAGUGCCAAUCGGCGUGUUCUCAGUCGCUCUUUAAGACUGGGGAUGUUUUUCCUUUCCUCUCUGUGUGACUCGUUUUUGCUUUUUUCUAUGUGUGUGAAUGCUGUGAAGUUUGACUUUAGUUCCUGGUGUCCCAUGGACUAUUCGAAUUUAUACUAUGGAUAAUAUAUUUAGUGCAGGUUAAUGCUAGUCUCACUGGUUCUGUUGACUGAGUUCCUCUAGAAUCACUGGUAGGAAUGCUGUUUCCUCAGCCUGGUGACACUCUGCCACCUGGUGGUCAGUCUGGAGAAGUGUAAGCAGUACUUGACUACCUGUAUAUCAGUAUUAUGGUAUUACACACACACGGAUUGACCUUUUUCUCCUCGAUGCCAAGUGUUUAUUUUAGCAGUCUAAGCAGAGGCACAAGAGGUGCUUGAGCUUUAGAUGGUAAUCAUCAGACAUAUCUGAAUAAUCACACACACACACACGUCAUCUCAGUUACUACAUCUAACCAGAUUCACACACACACACUCAUGUGGGUACAUGUCAUUCUGCCCAUUUGUUCCCUUUGAAGCCAAGUGUUUGGGGUUAGUAGGCUGUAACAAUACACUGAUUCAUAUCACUAUCUAUAGAGAGAACAUCUCUUUUGAUCUGUUUCUAUGGGGGGAGAGAUCGCAGGCGGUAUACACGUGUGUUACAUGAUAUCUAUGGUGGGUGUGUUUUUGUGUCAAUAGUGUGUGAAGAUGCUUGUUUGCUUACCUAUGUUGUGUUUGUCUGUUUUUGUCCGUUUUGUGUUGAGUGUGUGUAGGCAUGUAUUUGAUGUGCAUCUGUGAUGCCAUGUUUUCUCUUCUUCAAUAACGAUUGUUUUCAUGUCUGGAUUAUUUUUGUAUAAGCACCUCUAUUCUUCUGUCUCUCUUGACUGUGUGAGGAGGAGUGGGAGGAGAGGAGAGAGUCAUUUCUAGGACAAAGUGUGUGGGUGUAGUCAUGGAGCUUUCUGCUGUCUACAUGUCUCUCACACACACACACACACAGACAGACGCAGUAUUCGAUAGGACUCAUGAUAUAUGUGUAUGUUGCAUCUCUAACUCAAUUUGGUGUAUGUGUGUGUGUAGGACCUGAACAAGCGUCUGUCUCUGCCUGCUGACAUCCGUAUCCCUGACGGUUACCUGGAGAAGCUGCAGCUGAGCAGCCCUACCUUCGACCAGCCCCUGAGCCGACUCUCCCGCAGGGCCUCACUGGUACGUGUGUGUGUGUGUGUGUGUGUGUGUGUGUGUGUGUGUGUGUGUGUGUGUGUGUGUGUGUGUGUGUGUGUGUGUGUGUGUGUGUGUGUGUGUGUGUGUGUGUGUGUGUGUGUGUGUGUGUGUGUGUGUGUGAGAGAGAGAGAGAGAGAGUGAGAGUUGCCCUAAAGUGUUCAGGUACCGCCCUCGUGUCUGGUUGUCUCCAUGGCAACAGGCAUGAGGUUGAAUUGGACUGUCUGUAUGUAAUCUUGUGUAGUGAAUGAAGGUAUCCUGUACAGACUUCAUUCAACACAGAGAAAAAGACGUAAACAACACGAAAGAUGAUCUCUCUGUCUUUAUUCUGUUUUUCAGUCGGAGAUUGGUUUUGGGAAGCUGGAGACCUACAUCAAACUGGACAAACUGGGAGAGGUCAGAGAACACACACAAACAUACUCCUAUAAACUCAGAAAACAACAUGUUUUUCACAAGAGGUUCCCAAACGUUAUUUCGUUUUGACUCCGGUCAUAACCAGUUAGUCUUUCUAUAGGGGACCUAUGCUACAGUGUUUAAGGGGCGCAGUAAGCUGACUGACAACCUGGUGGCGCUAAAGGAGAUCAGGCUGGAGCACGAGGAGGGAGCACCCUGCACCGCCAUCAGAGAAGGUGAAUCUAUACCUCACUACCUUUCCUCCUCUAUCACUUCAUCUUCCUCUCCCCAUUACUGAUUUCAAUGCUAACUUCAAUUUUUUCUCACUCUUCACUCUCUUUCUCAUUCACUAUUGUUCCUCCUCUUUGUCAAUAUAUUACCCCUUUCCUUCUCUCUCUCCAGUGUCAUUACUGAAGGACCUGAAACAUGCCAACAUCGUGACCUUACACGACAUCGUCCACACAGACAAGAGCCUGACGCUGGUCUUCGAGUACCUGGUGAGAAUCACUUACUUCCUCACUCUGCUCACACUGCAUGCUGGUCUUUGUAGUCAAAUAUCUGCCCCAAUUAUCGGAGGUGUUUGUUGUCCUAAGUAGGCUGUUGUACAUGUACUUCCUGUCUGACUGACUGUUGACCUCACUUCCUGUGUAGGAUAAGGACCUGAAGCAGUACAUGGACGACUGUGGGAACAUCAUGAGCAUGCACAACGUCAAGGUGAGUAUGACCAAGACUAAUGGCCUAGCACUCACUGUACUGUAAGUCACUUUAGAUAAAAAACCCUGCAUAAUAGUGGUUAACAUUGCAUGUGUUGUUUGUACGGUUCUAGAUCUUCUUGUUCCAGAUCUUGCGGGGGCUGGCGUACUGCCACAAGCGGAAGGUUCUCCACAGAGACUUAAAGCCCCAGAACCUGCUCAUCAACGAGAGAGGGGAACUCAAACUGGCCGACUUUGGUCUGGCGCGGGCUAAGUCUGUCCCCACUAAGACGUACUCCAACGAGGUGGUGACUCUGUGGUACCGGCCACCUGACGUCCUGCUAGGCUCCUCCGAGUACUCCACACAGAUUGACAUGUGGUAAGAACACUACAUCCUAACAAGCUACACCAAGGGGAUUCAAAUCCUACACUGGAGGUCCGGAGUACUGCUGGUUUUCUGUUCAACCUGAUAAUUCAUUGCACCCACCUGGUGUCCCAGGUCUAAAACAGUCCCUGAUUAAAAACUGCAGUGGAACUGGCUUCGAGGUCCAGAUUUGAGGGCCCUACACCCUUACACCCUAGGAACUACAACCACUUCAUUCAGUGUAUUUUACACAUAAACUUUUAGUAAGAGCUAUACAUCAUAAACCCUUCAUCCUAUUUCCUAGGAUAUAUUCUCGUGUGUGUGUGUGUGUGUGUGUGUAUGCGUAUCUGUGAACAAGCUGUGUGCAUGUGUGUAAUGCUCUCUCUCUCUUUCUCUCUCUCUGCGUGUGUGUAGGGGUGUGGGGUGUAUAUUUUAUGAGAUGGCUGCAGGUCGGCCCCUGUUUCCUGGCUCCACCGUAGAGGACGAGCUCCACCUCAUAUUCAGACUGCUGGGUGAGUACAGAGUACACCCUGAUUGGAUUUUACAGCCUAACUAACCCACUGACCUAGCGCCACCUAGUGUCUGCUACAGGGACAAACACACACUAACACAACCACAGAACUCUCUAAAUAAGCAGGAAAUUCCUCAGACAUGGUGAUGAUGAUGGGGACAUUACUUGAGCGUUAACUAAACGUUGAUAGAGUGUUAUCUAAAGACUGGCCCCUCUCUCUCUUAUUUCUUCAGGCACGCCAUCAGAGGACAACUGGCCAGGGAUCUCUGGCGUCGACGAGUUCAAAUCCUACAACUUCCCCAAAUACAAACCUCAGCCCUUCAUCAACCACGUACCCAGGUACCGUGUGUUAGUGCGCGCGCGCGUCAAUGAGUGUGUGUGUGUGUGUGUGAGUGUGCACGUUUCUGUGUGGGUGUGUGAAUGCGUAUCCGUGAGUGUGUUUAGUCAGUGCAGGAGGCAGGAAAUCCUGUGGAACUUUAGUGAAGCAACUCUCCUUCCUUCCUCUGACCCACCAAGUUCCCAUCAGUCACCACCAACUGAUAGUAAACCCUGUGAUUCCUGAGCUCUCUCUAACUCUAACUCUCUCCCCCCUCUCUCUCUAUCUCUCUCCUUUUCAGGUUGGACACAGAAGGCAUUGAACUGCUGUUAUCAUUUCUGAAAGUGAGUUUCUCUGUCUACAUUUUUAACACUGGCAUGCAGUACUUAUAAUGAACAACAGGGGGCACAGUAGUCACUUCUGCCUUACUGAUUCUGUUUCGUUGUUGCUGUACUGUCAGUGUGUUAACUGUUGGUCUCCCUCCUCUCCAGUAUGAGUCCAAGAAGAGGAUCUCAGCAGAUGAAGCUAUGAAGCAGGCCUACUUCAAGAGCCUGGGGACACAGGUCCACACACUGCAUGAGAGUGAGUCUCUAAACCUGGGGAUGAUCAGUACUGGUCUAGUCCUCUGAAUGGCCAGGAGAUACACUCACACAUAAUUACAAUCCUCUCUCUCGCUCUCGCUCAGGUAUAUCAAUAUUCACUCUGAAGGAUAUCCAACUGCAGAGAGACCCUGGCUAUCGGAACUCCUCACACCUAGAGUCAGGUGUGUAAAACACGAACACACACACACGCUCCUCUUCUUACCUGGAGCUUCAUAACUGUUAUGACAUACAUAGAACCCUCUCUCUCUCUCUCUCUCCCCCUCCCUCCUUCUCUCUUUUAUUCACUCCAUCUUUCCAGGCAACAGCAAGAACAGAAGACAGAGCAUGCUCUUCUAGACUCUCUGCUCCUGGGACCUCCAGGGUGGAGCUCGUUCCUGUUGCUAUAGUAACUGGCUCUCGCUUGAGAUGAGACUGAACGGGACAGAGCCCCCUCCCCCUUCUCGCAUGAGCCCCUCACCCCUGGACAGACCUCCCCCCUCACCCCCUAGAGAGCGAGUGAGUCUGGAGUUGAUUGGGGAGGGAGAGAUGAACUACGUUUAUUUAUUUGAAGAUAUGGAAGGGGGUUAGGGGGGUAUAUUUUGCUGCUAAACUACUACUGUCUGUAUUUAACACGCAGUUUGUGUAUAUGAUGAUGUGAACUCAGACACCAUGCACAGCCGACCAGUCGCGAAGGUUACUAUUGUUAUUGUUAUGAAAUAUGAAUUAUGGUUAUUAUGAUUCCACUGAUGAUCUCGAUGUUGUUUAUCAUAGCUGUUACCUUUGCUGUUGUGCUUGUCGUUGUGUUCAGAGACUGAAUGCCUUUUUUAGCGUUUUUUCCCAAGUACUUUCUUAAGCUUCCUCUGAUGGCGGUGUUUGACUGAAGUGAGACCAGACCAGUCCAGACUGGGAGAGAGGUACUGGGAGAGAGGGACUAGGAGUGUCUGGUCUUCAACUGGAAAUCUUCCUCUGAACUGAAGCAAUUCCCGGCCUCCCUCUCAUCCUCCUUGACCUAGAACAUUCCAGAACAUUUCAGGGGCCAGACUGGGGUUAGGAAGGGGUCAAAAUGGGGUUGAGAUGGGGUCGCGAGGGUCAUUAACCACAGAGUCCAGUCAUUGGGAGAGCACAACGACCCUCACAGCCUCUUAACCAACUAAUGGGACCACAGCAGAAGGUGGAGUUUGCAUUUUGGAGGAAUUUGACUCCCCAUGACAUUUCCGGUCCCCCUCUCCGGUUGUCAUGGCAACAGGAAAGCGAGGAUUAGGGAAGAGAGAAACACCGGAGCGCCGCAGGAAGUAAUGUGACCUCCCACAGGAACCCAUCGGUCUAUCCCUCUCUCUCCCUCUCUUCUCUUUCUUCUCCCCCCCCCCAGGAUGUUCUUGUAUGCAAGUUCCUCUUGCCUUUUGGAGGUCUGCAAUACCGGUUGUUUUUCUGCAUCAUCAAUAACUGUAAGCAGUUUCUAGUUUUUUGAAUGGCUCUCUACUCUGUAGCUGGCCAUGGGAGUGGGGUAUACCAUGAUUUCAGGGCACUACUAGGAUGACGGGUGUUUUAAAAUGGCUGACUUGAUUUGACAGUAUUAAGAGAUUUUGUUUUCUAUGUUUGACCUUUUGACCUUUGGUCUUUGACCUCUCCUUGUGAAUACAGUGUCAGUGUGGCAUGUCAAGGGGCAGCAGCUUCGCCUCUCAAAGGAGAAAAAAAUAUUUGUUUCACAGUCUGCAUUGGACCACUAGUCUCUUUUUUUCCAGCGUUUGUACACAUUUCAAAUUGAAAUUUUAAAUAGACUUAACAAGCCGCUGUGUGUGUUGUUUUCAACUGGCAGUGAUGUAUAUUAAUAUUGUAAUACUGUACUUUUUCAAGUUUAAGAAUGACCUGAGCUUACCUGAGGGGGUGUGUGUGUGUGCCUGUGUGUGUGUGUGUGUGUGCCUGACAUAUGGAACGCCUGCUGUGGUGUAAACUCAAUCUCUGGAACACUGACAGUUGGUGGCCCUGUAACUCCUUUUACUGGAACUAUUUAUUUCUCAUAACCAUCACAGUAAAAUGAGUCUGUUUGAUAAAUACACUUGUCUUUAUUGUUGUUUUCUGGGUGAAAUGGAAGUAGAUGGUGACACUCACACCAGACAUAAAAUCAGUUGUAUAGCAUUCAAUGCUUCAUGUUUAUUUAAAACCUUGUUUAAGACAUUUUUACUUGACUCUCGGACAUAAAGAAAAUAGCAAAUCAUUAUGAGAAUACAUUUGUAUCAAUUCCUUUAUGAAAAAGAACCAAAAGCUGUUACACAUAAGCUUUUGUUCAAUAUUGAACUGGAAUUUCGUCUAUAAAAAAAACAAAAAAACAUUUACAUAACUCUUACAUUUGAGAAGGCACAGCCGGUACAAGGUAAUAAUGCAUAAAGUGUAAUACAAUACAAAACCAUAGAAAAACAUUCAGCCAGAACAAUACAACCAGGUUCACAGCCUCAAAUGAACAUAUCAAAACCACUAUACAAUGAUACAAACAUUUAUAAAGCGUUAUAACCAUACGCCAGUCUAUUGAUAAAGGGCUGACAAGGUACAAUGCAUGGAACAGCAUUCUGAAGUGGAUAAAUGUGGGACAACUUCAAGCUGGAUGAGAUGAGAUACAAACUAAACAAGUCCAAAAUAAAUCUGUUUCAACUAAGCUAAAGAAAAUGCAUCUUCAAGUCAAUGAUGAUAAUGAUAUUGACACAGUUGAAGGCUGAUCCAGUCGGUUUGCAGCAGUGUCCUGAUUUUAUCCUGAUUUUGCCUCGAGUCCUGCUAUGUCGGGGUCCAGGAUUUGAACUCGCGUGGACUGGGCCUAUUUGGUCUGGUCGGGCCUGCUUAAGCCUGUUUUGGUCCAGUUGGUGGUAGAAUCCAGUAGGGUAUGGUACUGUCUUCCAGGAGGAUCAGGACUUGUGUGGGCUGUGGGAGAGCAGCAGCGGGGAGGAGGUGUCCAGGCUGGACAGGGGGACUGGGAUGGGCCCAUUCAGCAGGGUGGGGAACUACAGACAGAUGGACAGAGGAGAAGACAGGUGAGAUCCACUGUCAGAUUAGGAAAUACCACACAAUUAUAAUAAUAAUGCCCCCCAUAUUAUACUGAGGUAAAGUGCAUUCAUCUCUAUCCCUAGUCUAGUGUUAUACAUGCGUACUACUAAUGAUGAGAACUUUCUUUAUAAAGAACUCUAGCCCAAACUCUGGAGAAGCUGAUGACUGGGUUUAAGAAUUCCCUAAAAUGGUGGCCGAGGUAUUUUAACACCCAUCCCUCCUGACGAUGGGAGGAGAGGCACUUCCUGUUGUGAGAGGGCUGAUGGGAGUGGGUGGGGCUCCUGAAUCCCCCCCCCCCCUGAGCAGGAAGCUGCCCCCCCUCGUCCACACCAGAAAGGAAACAUCUGUAGCUUAUUUUGAAACCCAUGCACACCGUGAAUCACACACAUAUACACACUUACGUACAAUCACAGUGAACCGCUCACACACACACAGAACUAAAUAGCGGCGGUGUCAUGUGACUCGGUUGUUGUUGAGAAAAUGAGGCUGUUUGGGGGAAUCUUCUGUCUUAGCUAGAGUUGCAAAAUUCUGGGAACUUUCAAUACAUUUUCUGGUUUUACAGAAGUCCUGGACAGAGGAUUACAGAUUUCCUACUUAUUCCCCCCUGGUUCCGGGAUCCUCCAAUCAGGAUUUCAACCCUAGUCGUAGCUCAAACUUCUAACUAUCCCUCCUUUGUUUACCAGUUAGAGUGGAGCCCUUUCCCUCUCGGCUCAGUACGAACAAGCAUAAAUACUCAACUGUCCUCCCCCUAACCCUUUCUGUCACCAUCCCACAACUUUCCCCUCUGUCCCUCCCUCUCUCCUCCUUAACUCCCUUCCAUCAGUCUUCACUCCAGGUGGUGUCCGGCUCCCUCACGCUUACUUUCCUUUCUCCUCUCUCUCUAUUCUCUUUCAGAGUGUGUGUGUGUCUUACCUGGAACAGGGGUCCAUGGCCCUGCAGGCGAGCGGGGCUCAGGGGUCCUACGGGACUCAGGCUGCUCCAGAAAUGGAUACUGGACAGCAGGGGACUGGGGGUGAGGAUGAGACCUGAGGGAGUCUAGAGGGAGAGAAGAAAGACUUUAUGGAGAGUGAGAGAUGUACAUUUUUCUAUGUUCUGUUGGUGUUUUUGUUGGUGAUCUGUAAAAUGAUCUAGCCGAGUAUGAACACACACAGCACAAAGGUUUCAUUUCUCCCUGUGGUUAUUCAGUCCUGCUGCACUGGCUCUGUUUGUUUUAGUAAAACACUGGAACUAGGAGGGGAGAGAGGGCUUCAUACCCUGCUUUGGGGGGACAGAGUGGGAGACGGGGGGGGAGUGAAUUCAAGGCUGACUUGGGGAACUCUUGAGGUCACAGAACUUGGAACACUAGGUUCCAGCUGAGAAGCUACAUAUGAAAUCAAUUUAUCUCCAUCUUGCCUCCCUAUCGCUCUCUCUCCCUGACUUAAUGUAUCUGUUUAUAUGGGGGGGGUUGUGUUUAUGUGGGUAAGGAAUGAUGUAUGCUAUUUUAAUGAGUUGUUUUGUAGUGGCCCAAUAAAGAGGAGUUCUAGAUUCCCUCUCUCUCUCUCCGUGGUAUUACGACAGCCCUUACCUCACGCCGGCGAUUCAAGAGCUUUAGGAACAUAUGGCUUCACUUACAGACCUCCCCACCCUCCCUUCUCUCUCUCUCCCCUCCCUUCUUUUCACUCUCUCUUCAGCUUACCUCUCUUCCUCCCUCUUCCUUACUAGUCUCGAUCCCCACCCUCUCACUCUUUUCCGCUUACCUCUUUCACUCGUUCCCUAAUUUCCUCUCUCCGUCUCUCCUCAAUAACUCUCUCUCUCCCUCCCUCCCUCUCUCCCUCUCCUCUCCCUACCCUGCCUGUUUUAUGGUAAGGACAGACAGUUCCAGAGAGACUCGGGGAUAAGUCAUGUCUUUUCCCCCAAUGUCAUUACACACACAAAUCAGCACGUACAUACAGAGGGCAAGGGUGGAGCGAGUGUAUGCGUUUGUGUGGGUGGUGCUGACCUGUGCAGUGAAGAAGGCUGGUGUUAGGGACCCUGAGGGCAGCGCAGGACUGUUGAGGGCGAUAGAGCCGAUGUCAUUGGCUGUCAGGAGCAGGGAGGGUGCGGAUAUCUCCAGGCCUUUAGGCUUCCUGGUUUUUGGUGGGACGCUAUUGGCUAAGCCCCUCUUCUCUGGCGUGGGUGUGGCCUGGCCACGGUCUCUGUGACCAGACGAUAGGUUAAGGGGCUGAGCGCUCUGCUCUGAUUCGUCAGUCUCAGGGGCGGGGCUCCGUGCCCUCCAGAGUGCGUGGGUGGGGCUGUGUGAUGGGGAGGAGGAGCAGGACGAGGAGUGGGCUAGCCUUGGGGAAGGUUUGGAUGAAUAG